AUUCCUCCGAUGAUCACGGACUGAUGUGCUCGCUCUUGGGACAGGGGUACCACUGGCACGCGCCACAGCGCUUUGACACUUCGGUGCGAGGGAUAUAGGUAUAUAAGGCUACUUACUGCUCGUUUUUUCCUUGGUAGAAGCCGAGUGUCCUCUAAAAGCAUUGGGUAAUUUCCAAUCGUCUGCCAUGUAUGAGGGGUCUGAGUCCGUGGACACAUGGGAAGUCAGAACUGAGACCACCCUUGGGUCCUCUGUCUCCACCUGCAAGAAGGUUUUGUGCAGUAACAGUGUUCUGGAAUCGUCUGAGUACUGGUUGAAGAACGAUAAGGCGCUGUGCAGAAUCGGAUUCUUGGAGGACCAGCAUGACGGAGGCUGCCCGACAAUCUGCUUCAUAAAUGUGGACAGACACAACUCGGAUCGCCAUGACGACAGCUACAUUAAGAAACUGGCCUCAGUGUGCCCAGAGCUGCCACGGUUAAUUGAGUCUCUCGGAGUGCGGCAACCCAAAGAAAAUGAAAUUCUGCUUCUCAGCAGCCAAGAGUCACCUGACUCCUGCCGGCAUGACCCCAGCCACCCACAGAGCCAGAGAACAGCUGAUGUCUGUCUGGUGCAUUGUUCCUGUGGGCGUCGCCCUACCCAAACGAACAGUGUCAUUUUUGAGAUCAAUAAGUUCUUGAGUGGUCUUCAGUCAGGUCAGGAGAGGCAGUGGCAUGGCCGAUUGGCUGGUCAUCGAGCUGCUGAAGAUGACACCAAUCGCUCUGUUUCAUCCAUUGAAGAAGACUUCCUUACUGCCUCUGAGCAGCUUGGGGAUGACAGCGAGGAUGAUCCUUUCAGAAAUGAUCCUGAGAUUUAUGCUAUGCCUGAGUCGAUUAAGGCAUUGAGAGCUGCCCACACUCAAAGAAGGACUGAAAUGGAUAGAGAUGAUAGUGAGGACUCAGAGACCCUCUGCACCUCUUCCAACUCCCAGAAGCUCUCAAGAACAUAUUCUGCCCCCUCCAGAGGCCCAAGCACCUCACCAAAACAAGUCAGUUGUCACACGAAUGAGUCCGCUGGUCACUAUGCCACCAAUCUGGCGGAGUCUGUCCUCCAGGAUGCUUUUAUUCAUUUGUCACAAGAUGAACAUUCUUUUGCCACAGAAGCAGCUGUGAGUGUCUCCAACACCUCGCAACAGUCAGGUGGUGUGAGCCACUCUGUUGAAGAGACUCCAAGAGCUCGAGCCUGCUCUUUUGAACUCCCUAAAAUUGUGAUUGUCCAGAGUCCUGACAACAGUGAGGAGGUGACAGAGUGGCCUGAAGCACAAUCACAUGGAACUCCAGAGCAUGAUGGAGUGCACAGAGCCAUAAAUAAGCAUGGGACUCACCCCCAGCACUUCUCGCAAAUUGUACAACCUGCCAAGCCAGUGGAAAUAGCACUGGCAUGCGCAGCGAGCAUCAUCGGCACCAUUACCACCCCUCAGGUCACAGAACAACUCACAAUGGAGUCAGGAGACAAAGAUGAGUAUGAUGAUGACGAAGAAGUAGAAGAAAAUGAAACAGAACAAGGGGAGUAUUCAUUUUCUACUGCAGUAUGUGGAAUGUCUCAGGUUGCUGGAGCAGUAGCUGUGGUAGAUCUUGCUGAAGACUCUGGGGAUACAGAAGACUCUACAGACAUGUACUCUGCUUCUAUGGGACUUCUGUCAGUUGCACAAGCAUCAACUGCCAUACCUCUCCACUGUAGCAUUGCAGAGGGCACCAGUGUUGAGGCUUUCAGGGCCAAUGUGGCUGAAGCUCUCCUUAGGGAAGCUUCGGCUGUUCUCACACACAGACAAAGUUAUUCAAGCGUUGCGAAUUUCCUUGAGACCACACAUAACAAGAUAGUGGAUGGAAUCACAAAUCCAAAAAGGCCCUAUCAGGAAAAACAGGAUGUGGAUAAUUUUACAAAGGAAAUAUCAGACAGUAUCUUUCAAUACGCCCUCGAGAAGGCUGAGAAGAGAAAAGAGCUUGAGGGUCCUGGAAAAGAUUCUCCAAACAUACACGGUUUUCUCUUGGAUUGUGUAAAUAAUUUUCUCUUUGAUGUCCUUUGUGUUACGUCAAGGAUAAUCAAUGAUAUUUCAAAAUGUAAUUUGGGGUCACCUGACAGGCAAGAAGACAAUGUCAGCUUUAGGGAGUAUGAGACUGGUACCAAUUCUGAUAGAGAAGCUUUAAGCCACUUGCAGCAUUUGAUUGAGCCAAGCCAGGCUUAUAAUCAUGGAGAGAGGCAGAGCAGUGUGGAGAACAUGUCUAUUCUCUUAGAGAAAAGAGAGCGAGAGCAAAAAUACAUACAGGAGGAGAGAGAAAAUGAACCAAAACUGAAAGAACCCUACAAAAUUACUCUGAACCGAGUGACUGCCACUAUGCUUAAAGAGCAAUCCAACCUACAAGCGCUGCUGGGUAGGAGUGAGAAGAACUCAGACUGUACACUCCCCUCAGCUGAAAGCUUCCAACUUCACAUGCCACAAGGGAGGGCAGGAGGAGAGAGUGAGACCAGGCAGAAUUCAUUAUCGUCCUCUACAGGAGCACUUGUAGCACUUAGAACGGAUUCAGAGUCCAGAACUCCUGUAACAUGCUUUGCCGAAGACUUGGCGACCACAGUGGUCUCCAUGGCGACAGAGCUAGCAGCCAUUUGCUUGGAGAAUUCAAGUGGAAAACAGCCAUGGUUCUGCGCCUUAAAGGGAGGGUCAGAUGGUCCAGAGGGGCUGCUUCUGCCAUGCCGCACAGCUGCAGCCCUCCAACGUAAAGAGUCACAAAAUGGAACUGCAGUCACCAAGAAGCACAGACCUCCACGCCUCAGUGAAAUCAAACGUAAAACUGAAGAGCAGCCUGAACUCAUGGAGCGUCUAGUCAACCGUGUCGUGGAUGAGACCGUCAACCUUGACGAACCAACAACAUCUGACCCAUUUGCACUCUUUGCAUCUGAGGUCACAGCCAAGAUUAUGAACUGUCCAGAAUUGAGUGUGGUGGACACUUCCAAAUCUGGCCAAUCAUCUCGCAGCCGCCUGCAGUGUGAGAGAUGGAGCAGUAGAGGGAGAGCAUCAAGCUAUGAAAGUAUUCCAGAAGAGGACAUGGAUUUCUCUGGAACACCAAACACUUUGGGACCAGGAAACUGGCUUGGGCAUAAUUUGAGCAGACGUAGCUCUAUCUCCAAGCAGUCCAGCUGUGAGAGCAUUACAGAUGAGUUCUCUCGGUUCAUGGUGAACCAGAUGGAGACGGAGGGUCGUGGGUUUGACCUUCUGCUGGACUACUAUGCUGGGAAAAAUGCCAGCAGCAUCCUUGCAGCAGCUGUUCAACAGGCUGCCAGUAAAAAAAACGGACACCUCAAUGUGCGGACAUCAUCGUGUCUCUCUAAGCAAUCCAGCACUGAAAGUAUCACAGAGGAAUUUUAUCGCUUCAUGCUGAGAGACAUGGACAAGGAGAACAAGGACUACAGUCUGACCAAGACCAAAGAAUGGAGUAAUAGCCUAUUACUCCCAUCACACAGAACCCCAUUUUGUAUCCGUCAGUCCUCUGUUCCUGACAGACGAUCAUCAGAUUCCAGACUAACUGUAAACUCACCCAUUAAGGCCAAAUCAUUUGAUGGUUUUGCUCGAAAUGUACAUGGAGACUCACUCAACAUUUAUCCAACCAACUCUGUGUCAUCUACAGGACUCUGCAAAUCUGAUUCCUGCUUGUAUCAGCGUGGUCAAAUGGACCAAAUUACAGAUAUGCUGAUUCAUGAUACCUGGUCCAGCUCUAUUGAGUCUCUAAUGCGCAAGAAUAAAAUUAUUGCAGAGCCAUCAGAGGACAGUGUAGAACUGGAUUCUGCAGACUCACAACCACAUGUCCAGCUCUUUGCUAAUCGUCCAGCAGCAGACAUCGUAGAGAGUGGCAAAUCGUUGCUUGGAAACCAGCAGGAAGUCUGUGCAGCUGCUUGUCGUCCACAAGUUCCUGUUAGAGAAAGGAGGCAAGGCUAUAAACAGUCCCGUCGAGAAAGUGGUGGAAACCGGCCAAGUGUGGAGCAUCAAGAAAAAAGUGGUAACUCUCAAAGUUCUUCCUGUAUGAGACAAGCGUGGCGAGGGCAUAGGGAGGUACCCCUGAUACAUAUUGAACCAGAUCAAAGAGAAGAGGUCUCUAAAGAUGUGGGGAGGGAUUGGACCCACCACAGAGAAGCAUCCCAUCUGGUCCAGCUACAAAGCAGCAAAGAAAGUGGGAUGGCAACCAAAAGCAGCAGUGACAAACACAGGGCUUCCUCAGUUGUCACAGUGCCCUCUGCAGAUGUGGAGGUGAAGCGAUGCUCUUUCAGCACUAGCAGUGAGGAAAGCGGCUCAGGCAGUUGGGCACAGAUUGCCCCAGACGACGACCCCCAGGAGGAGACCACCAGUAGCUUUAUCCAGAUAAGCGAGGGAAAUGGGAAUAGCAGUGCUUCUAGUCUCGGACUAGCAGACCUGGAGGGCUUUCUAGACUACUCGAUCUCCAGCACCCUAAUCAGCGAGGAGAGAGAGAAGACACCGAAUUGUCAGGAUCAGGCAGAUGAAGUAACAUCGGGUUUGUCCACAGCAGGGAGCAGCUGUCAAAGGGAGCUCCUGGUGGUGAACUUUGACCAGGAACCAGACUGUGUGGAUGGAGAACUAAGAGCAGCGCUUCAAUGGAUUGCUGCAUCUGAGCUUGGCGUGCCAGCACUCUACUUCAAAAAGACUCAGGAGCACAAUGUUGCUAAGUUCCACAGAGUGGUGCAGUUGGCAAAUCAGAAGGCCUGGCGUGUGGGGGACUUGUUCAGUGCUGUGGCUCAGUUCUGUCAACUCCACCAGGACCUGGAGCAGAGAGGACAGCCAGCGCCCAGCCUGUUUGACUGGAUUCUGAAGACCAAGCGCUAGAGUGCACACACAUGCACUGUAUGGACCAGGAGCUGGAGACAGCACAUAUAUAUUCUGUGCUAGCACACAUAUAUAGUCCGGAGCCAUUGUGAAAAUAUCCAAUCCAUUUGAGCCCGCUGCUAGACUCUCACACAGGCUCCUCUAACAAAGACCCUGUGAUCCUCCACAACCAGUCAAAUUGUUUCAUUACUGUUCAUCAACAUGCUUCUCUUCAGUUGGUUUGUUAAAGAAAUUAAGCUGCUUUGUGAAACUCACAGGUUAGCAAGCUGGUUUACAGGAUGCCAACAGUACCUACUAAGUGGAUCUGUACACACUCUAUACAUGUGAACUCACCAGCACCUCCUACGUUCUGCCCUUUGAUAUGCACAUUAAUAUUCAAGGCUUACAUUUAGCACAAACCUUUAUUCAGACACCUGCACCACCUGUCACACUUGUAUAUGUCUAUGCUAGAUCACAGCAAUUAGGGCAUAUACUUUAGGAAGAAAAGCCUUGUCCUUAACUAUAACCCCAAUUCCGAAAAAGUUGGGACAGUAUGAAAAAUGCUAAUAAAAACAAAAAGAAGUGAUUUGUAGAUUAUAUUCACCCUUUGCUAUAUUGAAAGCACAACAAAUUAACAUUAUAUUAUGUUUUACCUUGUGGAUUUCAUCAGAUAAUUGCAACACACUCCAAAAAAGUUGGGACAGUCGAGUGUUUACCACUGUGAAACAUCACCAUUUCUUCUAAAAAACAUAUUAAGCAUUUAGGCAGUGAAGAGACAAGUUUAGGUUUAAAAAGUAGAAUUUUCCCCCAUUCAUCUAUUAUGCAUGUCUUCAACCACACUUUCACAAUUGGAGAUGAUCAGGACUUCAGGCAGGCCAAUCUAGCACCCGCACUCUCUGCUUAUUCAGCCAGUAAGUGGUUUGAAGUUGUCCUGCUGAAAAUUCUGGGACGUCCUAGGAAAAGAAGGUGCUGGAUGACAGUACAGUAUAUGCUGCUCGAAAAUGUUUACAUAUCUGUCUGCAUUAAUGGUGACCUCACAGAUGUGCAAGAUACCCUUGCCAUGGGCACUGACACACCCCUGGCCCAUACAGACACUGGCUUUUGGACCUGACACUGAUAACAGCUUGGACGGUCCUUUUCCUCUUUGGCCCGGAGAAUACAAACGCUGUGUUUUUCAAGAACUUUUUUAAAUGUGGACUCAUAGGACCAAAAACAUGGUUCCACUGUUCUACUUUCCAUCUAUGAUGAGCCCGAGCCCAGAGAAGUCCGCAGCGCUUCUGGACAGUGUUGAUGUAGGGCUUCUGCUUUGCACAGUAAAGUCUUAACUUGCAUCUGUGGAUGUAGCGGCGAGUGGUGUUGACUCACAAAGGUUUACUAAAGUGAUCCCAAGCCCAUGUUCAUGAUCUCCAUUACAAAUUAAUUAUGUUUUUUAAGACAGUGAUGUCUGAGGGAUCAUCAUAAUGUUUAGUUGUAGUGCUUUCAAUAGAGCAAAGGGUGGAUAUAAUUUACAAAUCUUUUCUUUUUUUUUUUUAGCAUUUUUCAUACUGUCCCAACUUUUUCGGAAAUGGGGUUGUAUCAUGAGAUGCAAUGUGCUCAAGACGCUCUUCAGAGCAUUACAUAUCGAUUAGAUUGUGAUUAGAGGAUAUUUCCCUUUAAAUUUUGCAUGUUCCUAUGUCUGUAUGUGCACGGAUACAGUUCCACCAGUCACCAGCCUGCUCUGGUUAGCGAAACAUGGUUUAAACCAACCAACCGAUCAGCCUUGAUAUUUUGUAGCCUGCAGAUUUUUACCGCACGACAAACUCAAAUUCAAAUGCACAAGAUGACUUUAUAUCAAGAAUAAUGGAUUUGAGAGAUAUGUUGUGGGGAUUUAAUGAAAUGUAGAUGUUUGUAUAUAAGGUGAAAUAUAUGCGGUAGUGAGAUCCCAUUCCAAACACAGCACACAAGGCUUUUAUUUAAAGUUUUCACUGUUCAGUCAUUUUUAUUGUGCAUCUGAGACUGAAUUCUGUGUUUAGUUUUCAGUGACUACUGUUAUUUAAGAGAUUUUAUUUUCUGCUAGAUGUAAAUAGUCUAGAUUGUGAUCUAUUGUACCUUGGUUUUUCUGGUUGCAGAGACUCAGACAGACAGCAUCAGAGUAAAAAGGCUCACCAGACUACAGUAAAGGUUUAGGGUGUGAUUAGAAUACUGUGUUUAAAGUAUUUUACAAGUACAGUUUUGUCACGUGGAAAUUUACUUGUAAAUGUGAAAUCUGGUCGUUAUGGUUUUCUCUGCAUAGUAACAUAAUAGUAAUGUAAGUGUUUAAUAUCAGAGUUGAAAGCGCAUAACAAAACUGUAUCCAUUCUGUCACAGUAUACCUGAAUGUAUUUAUCUUUUCAAAAUAAAAAUUUGCGU
Molecule: messenger RNA, 7231 nt
Organism: Xyrauchen texanus (razorback sucker)
Lineage: Eukaryota; Metazoa; Chordata; Actinopteri; Cypriniformes; Catostomidae
Product: A-kinase anchor protein SPHKAP-like
Exons: 12
Coding region: 185-4864 (1559 amino acids)
Cellular component (GO): cytoplasm
Molecular function (GO): protein kinase A binding
Source: RefSeq, a predicted model, not a curated record